AUUUGCUUGCACGAGUCUUGAUUUGCUGUAAUUCGUUGCUGGUCGUCCCUUCCCCUUUUGUUUUUAGGGUUUUGGGCUCCCGAGGAACGAGAACAAGCACCCUCAUCAAUUUCUUCGCAACCCUCUUUCAAUUAACACAAGCUUACAUCGAGUAAAGCUGCUCGGUGACUUGUUUGCUUCUUCUAUUCAUUAAAGGACAUUCUGGUCCUAGGUAUUCUUACAUAAUUUUUGGAAGCUUGACAAGUAAGACUCGAUGUCUCGACUCACCCAGAUCAAGCACAUCCGGCUAUGAACUAUCAGUGGCGAUCACCAGGAAAAGGUCGGUUUUCCUACGUCGACACACCAGUCCCGAUCCGCAGCAGCCUCCAAGAUGCAAUACGUCCAGGUACUGUUGCGUCGCGCAUCGAAUCUCUUCAGAAACUUGCGAGCCCAAGUCUUCCACGAUCUCAUCCUCCACCUAUCUCAAUCACACGAGGCGAGGAUUCGCGCAUUGGUUUUGGUCGGCGCAUAAACAAUCGUUUUGGAAACCCCGCUCUCCAAAAUACCAACCCAGACGAAGAGCCGCACAACGAGACCGCAUGCCAUUCCUUUCUUGGCUUAAAUACACCUAGAGUAACCCACGAAGAACAACAUGAUAUCGCUGGUCAGAGAACGAAAUACGCUCGGUCGCCAGGAAUCAAUGGCCAAAUAUUUCCCGAUGGCAGGCCAGCGAGGACACAGCACGAUGCUGUCGCUCCAUGGGAAGUGCUUUCAAGAAGCCAUCGGACUAGAACCAUGGGUCGACAUGUCACGGACCUAGAAAGUGAUAUGCAGACGGAGAGCAACAUCUCUAGGAAACAAGCACGUUUUACGGCAGAGAGCUCAACAUCCCGCUGGUGCGAUGAGGCGAGGUAUCUCGACCUCUACCGUCGAAAUAUCGAAUCGAGACCAGCAGAUACCAUCAACUCAGAGGCCUCCAAUGCUACAAGCUCUACGACCCGUCGGCAAAGCGUGCGAGAUCUUUUCAAGGACUUUGGCAUCGAAAGACCUGCGGGCCUGGCUUCUAGAGAGACAUUUUAUGAUAAGUCAGAGGCUCCAAAGCUCAUGAGGCGAGGGACACAGUGCCACAUCUGUUCUAGUGUGAAUCCGAGCGUUUCCAUCGCUUGCUCCAGAUGUAGUCACAAACUCUGUCUGAGGUGUGAUGCAUCGCGUGAAAAUGAGGUUGUGGGCGCCAAAGAACCAGAUCACAGCAAGGAAAAACUCACUUCAAAGGAGAAUCGGUCAACAUAUCGAGCUAUCAAUGAAAGUAAUUUCAAGUCAGCUGAACCGCGGAAGCAGGUGCCGCUGCCAUCCCUGCACAUACCACAGCUACCAAUCAAAAUCCCAGGGGUCUCUGUCUUCGGGUCUGAUUGAAAGUCCAGCCAAG
Hyaloscypha bicolor E is the source of this 1405-nucleotide messenger RNA. RefSeq lists its product as uncharacterized. NCBI's taxonomy places the organism in Eukaryota, Fungi, Ascomycota, Leotiomycetes, Helotiales, Hyaloscyphaceae. The annotation marks the transcript as partial. The record is from RefSeq and is a predicted model, not a curated record. The transcript has 2 exons.